Molecule: messenger RNA, 2033 nt
Organism: Spathaspora passalidarum NRRL Y-27907
Lineage: Eukaryota; Fungi; Ascomycota; Pichiomycetes; Serinales; Debaryomycetaceae
Gene: GUT2
Product: glycerol-3-phosphate dehydrogenase
Exons: 1
Coding region: 56-1987 (643 amino acids)
Biological process (GO): glycerol-3-phosphate metabolic process
Cellular component (GO): glycerol-3-phosphate dehydrogenase (FAD) complex; mitochondrion
Molecular function (GO): glycerol-3-phosphate dehydrogenase (quinone) activity
Source: RefSeq, a predicted model, not a curated record
AAUUCAUCGAGACUUUUGCACAUCAGCUCACACAGCCAAGCUUACCAAUUAAACCAUGUGGAAACGAUUAUGGUCCCAACCAUGGGCUAGAACGGUGGUCAAGUACUCCGUAGUAUCAGGUGGUGCUGUCGGUGCCGGUAUAAUCUAUUUAGAUUACAUACAAGCCCGCAAACCUGCUGCGAUACUGAUACCUCACGCACCAUUAAAGAAAGAAUGUCCUCCACCUCCAUCAAGAAGCGAAUUGCUUGAAACUUUAGAUAAGAAAUUCGAUGUCUUGGUCAUCGGUGGUGGUGCCGUUGGUACCGGUACUGCCUUGGAUGCAACCACUCGUGGAUUGAAUGUUUGUCUUUUGGAAAAAAGUGAUUUUGCAUCAGGAACAUCAUCAAAAUCAACCAAAUUGGCUCACGGUGGUGUUCGUUAUUUGGAAAAAGCCAUUUUUCAAUUAUCCAAGGCCCAAUUAGAUUUAGUCAUUGAAGCUUUAAGUGAAAGAAGUAACAUGUUGAAAGUUGCUCCUCAUUUAGUCACCAUUCAACCUAUUAUGGUUCCAGUUUACAAAUGGUGGCAAGUUCCUUACACUUACAUCGGAUGUAAGAUGUAUGAUUGGUUUGCUGGAAGCCAAAGUAUCGCUAACUCGAGAAUUUUCGGUGCUUCCCUUACUAAAGCCACUGCUCCUAUGAUGGAUAACGAAAACUUGAAAGCUUGUUGUAUUUAUCAUGAUGGUAUUUUCAAUGAUGCUAGAUUCAAUGCUAGUUUGGCAAUCACCGCUAUUGAAAAUGGAGCUACUGUGUUAAAUUAUAUGGAAGUUGAUCAAUUAUUAAAGGAUGAAUCUGGAAAAAUUAUCGGUGUUCGUGCUCAUGAUAGAGAAACCAAUAAGUCAUAUAAGGUUCAUGCCACUGCUGUUGUCAAUGCCACGGGUCCAUUUGUUGAUAAGUUUUUGGAAAUGGAUGAAAGUCCUGAAGGCUUACCACCAAAGGAAGAACGUGCUCCAAGAAUGGUUGUUCCUUCAACUGGUACUCACGUUGUUUUACCUGAACAUUAUUGUCCUAAGGAAUAUGGUUUAUUAGAUCCAAACCCAGUUGACGGUCGUGUUAUGUUUUUCUUGCCAUGGCAAGGUAAAGUUCUUGCUGGUACCACUGAUGAAGGAUUAAAAUAUGUUCCAGAAAACCCAGUUGCCACUGAGAAAGAUAUCAGCCUUAUUAUGAGCGAAUUACAAAAGUACCUUGCCUUCCCAGUUCGUAGAGAAGAUGUCUUGUCAGCAUGGGCCGGUGUCAGGCCAUUGGCUAGAGAUCCAUCUACUAUUCAACCAGGGCAAGAAGGUUCUACCGAAGGUAUUGUUCGUUCCCAUUUGCUUACCCAAAAUCCAACUUCAGGAUUGAUCACUAUUACCGGUGGUAAGUGGACUACCUAUAGAGAAAUGGCACAAGAAACCGUUGAUCUUGUCGUUAGCAAAUUCAACUUCAACAAGGUGAUCAAACCUUGUCAAACCAGAAAUAUUCAAUUGAUUGGAGCCCAAGAUUAUUAUGCCAACUAUGCAUCUCAAUUGAUUCGUGAAUAUAAUAUUCCAACCAAAUUGGCCAAACAUUUGGCAGGUAACUAUGGUACCAGAGCACCUUUAAUUUUGGAGUUAUACAAGCUCAACGACUUUAAUAGGUUACCAGUAGCCUUGGCUGCAACCAAGCGUUAUAAUAUUUCGGAAGCUGAAACCUCCCCAGACUCCCUAUUGAACUUUGAAGCCUUCGAAGAACCAUUCACUGUUGCUGAAUUAAAGUACAGUAUCAAAUACGAAUACACCAGAACCCCACAAGAUUUCUUGGCCAGAAGAACCAGAUUGGCUUUCUUGAAUGCUAGAGAAGCUUUCAAGGCUAUUGAUGGUGUCACUGAAGUCAUGGCACAUGAAUUCAAAUGGGACAAGAAGACCACUGAAAAGAUGAAGAACGAUGCUGCUGAAUAUAUUAGUCGCAUGGGCCUUAUUCCUGCAACUAAUUGAACUCCCUUAACUUAUUGUAUAGAAUGAUUAAUAAAGUAAUACGUAU